Messenger RNA from Mytilus trossulus (common blue mussel), 555 nucleotides. RefSeq lists its product as uncharacterized. The record is from RefSeq and is a predicted model, not a curated record. The transcript has 2 exons. NCBI's taxonomy places the organism in Eukaryota, Metazoa, Mollusca, Bivalvia, Mytilida, Mytilidae. Bases 1 to 555 code for a protein of 184 amino acids.
AUGACUAAUAAAAUCAUGCUGCUAAUUUACUAUUUGGUGUCUAUCCUACAUAUUUUUACCGAUAUUGUUUUAGCUGGAGAUACUAUAGGAAUAGCCGCUUUGAAAGCCUUGUUGGAAACCCGUUCUCUUCCUGCAAGAGGUGACUGCGAAAAUGAAGGAAAAUGGUACUUCGCAGGUGAUAGAGUGAUGAGUGGGUGGUUGUAUAGAAACGAGUGCCAGUUUGAUAUGAUAUGUGUAAAGGGUGGCUACUUAAGAACAGAGUAUGAGCCUAGCUGUCGAUCUACAACUACACUUCCUACGACAACCCCUCCGCCUACGACAACUCAUGUCCUUACGACAACCCAUCCAACUACGAAAACUAAUCCCCUUACGACAACCCCUCCCCCUACAAGUGGUGAUUGCCAAAAUGAAGGGAAAUGGUACAACGCAGGUGAUAUAAUGAAGAGCGGGUGGAUAUCAGAAAGAUGCAUGUUUGUUGUACGGUGUUUUAAGGGUGGAAACAUCAGAACGAAGUAUCAUGGGUCAAACUGUCAAACAAUAAUACAUGUGGGCUAA